ACACAAUUUUUUCCAAACGUAAAAGUGGUUUAUGAAAAUAAGGUCGACGUUAAGAUCUGCGGGUUUAACUCGUGUAGUACAGCUUAGCAAAGCUUUAGCAAAGUUUAGACUGGUCGACAGUACCACAUGUCAAAUUGGUCUGCUGUAAGCUGUGCUUGUCGUAACUUUAGACUUUAAGCACCUCGCUUCUUCAAACCUAUGCCAUUAAAUACACAGGGGCAGUCAAGAAAUGAAAGCUGGAAUAUAGCAAUUAAUUUAGCUAGGCGGUAAUACUAAGCGCGAAUGAAUGGCAAGGCGAGCGCGUGCGUACCAAUUAGCCAAUUGUAGCAUCCGUCUUUGGUACUUGGCAUAUAAGGAGACACGUGAUUGGUAUUAAUAUCAGCGAUUCCAGUUGUGUUUACAGGGAAGCGGAAGUCGCACAGUGCUAUAUACACGACACAAAUAUAUAAAGCUAGAAAUAAAUACUCCAUGAAUCAAAUAAGUGUCUUAGAAUUGUUUGGGACAUGUAGUUCUCUUACAUAUUGUCGCUUAGAACUAACGUCAUUAGGCGGAAAUUAUUACUUGCCGGUUGGGAUGAUGACGUGAUCACCUGCAGAUAUAGGAUUGAUAAUUGAUGCACAUCGCCGGGGAUCAUCACAAUGGAGGACGUACCAUCUUUAACACUGUGAUCAACCUCAAAGGCCUCUUCACGACAGUCUGUCCCAGACUCACAACACCGUCACCAUGGGGGGAAUAGUCCAGAUGCACUUCACCACGGUGGACUAUGUCAUUUUUGCGUUGCUAUUGGUGGCUUCAGCUGGUAUCGGUUUAUUUUAUGCCUUCUCCGGUGGACGCCAGCGUACAACACAAGAGUUCCUGAUGGCUGACCGCUCAAUGAGCUGGCUACCUGUUUCUCUGUCACUGCUCGCCACUUUCCAGUCAGCGGUGGCAAUUCUGGGCGCGCCCUCUGAAGUGUACACGUUUGGGACGCAGUACUGGUUCCUGGGCUGCUCAUACUUCCUGGGACUCCUCAUCCCAGCCCAUGUUUUUAUACCGGUCUUUUACAGGCUGAGGCUUUCCAGCGCAUAUGAGUAUCUGGAGCUGCGAUUUAACAAGACAGUCCGUAUAUGUGGAACGAUGACCUUCAUCUUUCAGAUGGUCAUCUAUAUGGGGGUUGUCCUUUAUGCACCGGCUUUGGCACUCAAUGCAGUCACUGGUUUUGAUCUAUGGGGAGCAGUGCUUGCCAUGGGACUUGUGUGCACUCUCUAUACCUCUCUGGGGGGCCUAAAGGCAGUGAUGUGGACCGAUGUCUUCCAGACAGUGGUAAUGUUUGCUGGGCAGCUUGCGGUUAUCAUUGUAGGAGCACACCAGGCAGGAGGAAUUGCAGAGGUCUGGAGGAAAGCCGUGAACGGCAGCCGCAUUGCAGGACUAGACCUCAACCCAGACCCUUUGGAGCGUCACACCUUUUGGACAUUGGGAGUGGGUGGAAUAUUCCUGAUGCUGGCUCUGUAUGGGGUCAAUCAGGCCCAAGUUCAGAGAUACCUCAGUUCUCGCACGGAGAAAGAGGCUAUUAUGUCGUGCUAUGUUGUUUUCCCAUGCCAACAGAUCGUCCUGUGUUUAGGAUGUUUGAUGGGGCUGGUUAUGUUCGCUCGCUAUGGAGAAGACAGCCCGUUAGAUAAGGGUUAUGUCAAAACAAAUGAUCAGAUGGUGUUAUACUUUGUGAUGGACGUAUUUAAGGAUCUGCCUGGCCUCCCAGGACUGUUUGUUGCCUGUCUCUUCAGUGGAGCUCUCAGUACUAUCUCUUCAGCCUUCAACUCCCUGGCAACAGUAACCAUGGAAGAUCUAAUUAAACCUCAUUUUCCCAACAUGAAUGAGUCGAAAGCUACACUACUGUCCAAAGGAUUGGCGCUGGCCUACGGCCUGGUAUGUCUGGCCAUGGCUUACCUCGCCUCUGUAAUGGGAUCUGUGUUGCAGGCAGCCUUAAGCAUCUUUGGUAUGGUGGGUGGUCCCCUGCUAGGACUCUUUUGCCUGGGGAUGUUUUUCCCUUGGGCCAACUCCAUUGGGGCUUUGGUUGGAUUAGCAGCAGGGCUCGCCAUGGCCUUCUGGAUUGGCAUUGGCAGUUUUGUAAUGCGUCUGCCUAGUGCUGUGCCACCGCUCAGUACUGCCACGCAACCCCCUUUUGUGAACAUGACUACUACAGUCAUGACCUCAUUGAUCAAUGGCACCACAACCAAACCUAGGCCGACAGGUGUUGACGCAAUCUAUUCAUUGUCCUAUAUGUGGUACAGUGCUCACAACUCCACCACUGUGGUGGUAGUGGGACUCCUCGUCAGUCUGCUUACAGGACCAAUGAAGGAGAAGCAACUGACCCCUGGAACAGUGUACCCCGUCUUGGGAAAUCUGCUUUUCUUUCUGCCUGAACGCUACAGAGAGAAACUCUGUUGCAUCACUCCUCUAGCGCAAAAGGAUGACUUUUGCCAAGUUCCUGUUAUAAGUAAAAAAGCAAGUCAACAUAACGAUGACCCGGGAAUUCCUUUUUCCUUUCCCGCUGUGAGUCAUUGUGUCUUUGUUGACCAGCGCGACGAAGUCAACGCGCAGAAUUAUGAGAGAGCCAAGAAAGGAGCAAAUGGAGAGGCUUACUGCAAAGAGGACAUGGUCACCGAGGACAAAGAAAUGGAGAGUGACGGCGUGCAGACGGAAGAUGAGGAAAGCAAGGCGGCUCUCCCAUCGUGCAAGCUAACUGCUCACUGCGUGGAAGAAACGGCCCUCUGAAACCCCUCUUCACCAAAUCCAUAACUAAAGUGAGACCCGGUGGGGUAAUGCAAUAAUUUGGUUACCGUGAUAGGCGCUGGUAACUAUUGAUGGGAAAGUACUGUCUAACGGGAACAGAGGUGCCUUAAAGGGACAGACAACAUGUAGCGUCAGUGACCUUCAUGUGAUAGAUGGUUGUUCAAAGUAUUUAAGUAUACAAAUGGCAAAUUUAUUAGACCUCUGAAAAUUUGAAAAUAAUGUCUAAACAAAAAAAAUGACUGCUUCCGAAUAGGGCUGCAGCUAUCGAUUAUUUAGGUAAUCGUUGAAUCUAUCGAUUAGUGAGAGUAAUUGGAUUAGGAACAUUUGAUUGCAGGUUAUGCAGAAUUGCACUUUCAUAACAAGGCCAAUAAAUUCAAAUAAAUUAAAAUACCUGAGCUUAGCCUCAUACGGUAUAAAAAAUUAAUAAAUGAGGAUUUAAGUGCAACAAAAGAACAAUUGGCUAGCUUGCAUAGCAAAAGUCCGCUAGCUUAAAUGCUAUAAAAUGCUCACAUUUUUUACAAAGCUCUUAACAAUUCGAAUUCUCAUAAAAAAAAAAAAAACUCCUAAAUAUACUUAUAAAAUAAAUAAUGACUGCAAAAACAAACAUAUUAGCUCAAACAGAAACAUACCUUAUGUCGGUCUUGACAGGGAGCAGCUGGAUUCAGCCAUGUAAGACGAGUUGUGGCACAUUCACUUGCCACUAGAGGGCAGUGUAUCCACCCAAAUCAAUAAAACUAAGUGCACACUUUCAAAACAAACCAUUACAAUGUCAUUCUAAUUAAACCAAUACUCGAAGCAGCAAUUUUUGAUUCAAAGCUUUUUUCUAAUCGAACUACACAAGUUAAUUGAUUAAUCGUUGCAGCACUACUCUGAGUGCAGCCAUUUUGUGACGUCAGUUAUACUCAUGCACAUACAUACUGAUAGAUUCGAGCUUUGUGAUAAUGAGCAUCGGUAACAUCAUGAGGAAGGACGAGCAAUCUGGGAGACUCACUUUCGAUUGGCUAAAAAAAUACCGACAUUAAUAAAAUGUCUUCCAAAUAAGGGUGACAAGUUGACACUUUACAUAAAACUUACAUGUUUAUCCACAAUCAUCAAAACAUCAAAACAAUGAAUUUCUGCGUGUUUUUUUUUUCUUUAAUUUAUCGAAAGAUUGAUUCUGCAGAGAUGCACGUGAUAAUAUAGUUGUCUGUCUCUUUAAGCAAUGUUGAGAUGCGAGUGCAAGUCAUACAGCAACACUAACAUCCAGCAAAUUCAGAUCAUGUUUUGAGAGACUUGAUCACAAAACAAAUCAGACUUGUCUCUCAUGUCACCACUGUAUCUUGAAACAAGACUUGCUCGGAAAGAUACCCGUUUCUAAUUGGUCCUUACGUUUAGUCAUUAAAGCACAAAUAGCUGUUCUGACUUGAGCCAGGUACGAAGUGGAGAUAUGCCACAUUAUCUAUCAAGCGUAGAAAAGAUAGAAAUAUUUACAAGAGAACUAUUUUGAGAGUAGAAAAUGACAAAAAACCAAAACGGAAGCAUUUGUUCUAGUGCUGUGCUGUCUACCUUAGUUUACUUUAAGUGAUGUUUAGCUGCUAAUGUAGAUUUGUUCGUUAAUGUUCCAUACCAUUAGUUUGAGAUGGUCCGAGUUCGAUCAGAAGAAUGCAUUUCAUGUUUAACCAUCACUUUUACCACUACAACACUAACAAGAACUUUUUAGACAUCGGAGUCUCUUUUGUUUUAUUUGCAACCAUCCUCUGUACUCAAGUCAUCUUUAAAUUGGAAAGCAAUCUGAUACCAUCUUAUUUUUAUUUUUUAAAGUACGAUGGAAAGUGGAGGACUGAUAGUGGAGGAGCUUGCAAAUAAUUAAAUGAGAUUAAGCCAUAGUUUAGCACUGCUGGUUAAUACCAGGUGUUGAUGAAUUGGGAGAUCUACAUGAAGGACAUGCCUACAAAAACAUUGUUUGAAAAUGAGAGAGACAGCGAAAACCAAAAAGUGGUAUACUAUUUACCAUGUUGCAAAAUGGAUUUUGCAAUGUGAUUUUUUUUUUUUUUUUUUUUUUUUUUUUGCCAUGUGGCAUUUUUUUCUUUUGCCAUGUGGCAAAAUGGAUUUCGACAUGUGGGAUUUUUUGGGUAUAUGACAAAAUGGAUAUUGGUUUGUGGCAUUUUUUGGGGGGUAUGUGGCGUUUUUUGGGUGUAAAUGGCAGGUUUGCAGGCCAUGCAUGUCCAUGCCAUUGGCGGCUAUGCACAUCCAAAUUUUCCAUUCAUUUUAAAUGGCAGAAAAACAUGUUGGCUGUGAUUUUUGACCAUACACGUUACAUUACAGCGCAUUGACAUUCAACUGACACAUAAGUCAGGCUAUGCCACUGACGGCUAUGAACGUCCAAAUUUUCCAUUCAUUUUAAAUGGCAGCAAACGCGUGGUUGUGAUUUUUGACCAUACACUUUACAUUACAGCGCACUGACAUGCAACUUGCAUCCAAGGCAGGCUAUGCCAUUGACGGCUAUAAACGUCCAAAUUUUCCAUUAAUUUUAAAUGGCAGAAAAACACGUGGCUGUGAUUUUCAGCCAUCCACUUUCCAUUACAGCGCAUUGACAUUCAACUGACACAUAAGUCAGGCUAUGCCAUUGACGGCUAUGAACAUCCAAAUUUUCCAUUCAUUUUAAAUGGCAGAAAACGCGUGGUUGUGAUUUUUGACCAUACACUUUACAUUACAGCGCACUGACAUGCAACUUGCAUCCAAGGCAGGCUAUGCCAUUGACGGCUAUAAACGUCCAAAUUUUCCAUUAAUUUUAAAUGGCAGAAAAACAUGUGGCUGUGAUUGCCAGCCAUCCACUUUCCAUUACAGCGCAUUGACAUUCAACUGACACAUAAGUCAGGCUAUGCCAUUGACGCCUAUGAACAUCCAGAUUUUCCAUUCAUUUUAAAUGGCAGAAAAACAUGUGUGGUUGUGAUUUUUGACCGUGCACUUUACAUUACAGUGCAUUGACUGCAACAGGCACCGAAGUCAGGCCAUGUCAUUGACGGCUAUGAACGUCCAAAUUUUCCAUUCAUUUUGAAUGGCAGAAAAAAAUGUGUGGUUGUCAUUUUUGACAAUACACUUCACAUUACAGCGCACUGACAUGCAACUGGCAUCCAAGUCAGGCUAUUCCAAAAAAAUGCCACGUCAAAAUCUAUUUUGCCACAUGGCAAAAAAAUGCCACAUGGUAAAAUCAAUUUUGCCACAUGGUAAAAUCAAUUUUGCCAUAUGCCAAAAAAAUGCCACAUGGCAAAAUCCAUUUUGCCACAUGGCAAAAUUCAUUUAUACCACUUUUGGUUCUUGGCCCUGCUGGAAAAAGGAGAAUGUUUUUAAUUCCAUCAACGAUAUUGGGAGUUAUAUACGAUCUAUUACAUUUUUUCAGAGAAUUUGCCAUUGAAACCUCAGAUUGAUUUUAACUUGCUGUAAAGAAAGGCUACAUAAAUGUCAGUUAGGUGGCCUUUUUUUCGUUAUGAUUUUUACACAUUUUACAUAAUUCUAUUUUAGCUCUUAAAUUAUUUGUCAGUUAACCCAUUUAUUUAUUAAUCGAUAAUUUAUUACAGCUGCUUCUAGGUACUAAGUAUAUUCAUCAAUGGCUUUUGCAGAUUCCAUCAUUCAUAUUAGAAGACAUCUAAAUAUACGAGGAGUAAAUACUGUUGUAUUUAUUUAGGGUUGAAACCUCUUCAAAUUUGAAUUAUAGAUGGAAUGAUAAACAUUUUAAUUUUGGUGGCCCAAAAUUACAUGACAAAAGGGAUACGUCCCUUCAAUGCUCCCUUCAGACUAAGAUAUAUAUUGUUUUUCUCAAGCUACUGUACCACAUUGUUGUGGUCAAGUACACAACACAUUGGACAUUUUGGAGUUAAUUUGAUAGAUGCGGUACCAUAUUUCACGCACUAUAAGGCGGAUCGGAUUGUAAGGCGCAACUUCAAUGAAUGUCCCAUUUUAAAACUGCUUUCAAAUAGUGCGUUUUGUAUUGAUACAAGGGCGUAGGUUUGGUCUCAACAUUGGUAGAGACAUAAUAGCAUAACCUGCAUGUACUCUUUUUGCUUGGGAUGCGACAUUAAUAAGACCAAACAUUCGGUGAACGGGGGUCAGGGCUACAUUUCUCACGAAUUUGAACCUAAUUAAUUUAUAGGCUAAAUGAUCAAUGCAAAAUUAAUCUGUACUGACUAAUACUUCAUGUGUAUUGGUUCAGGUAAUACACCGUUCGAACCUUCGUUUCAAAAACUACUAAAGAAACAUAUUGAAAACAUCCAAAAUAAAUGUCUGGAUUUUAUUAGCAAAUAUAAAUUGCAAUAUAUGAACAUCAAUUAUAUUAGCAUACACAAUGAAUAUAAACUUGUUAAUCAUCUCUUAACUAUUCUGGAAUGCAAGAAUUAUUUUUUUAAGACCACUAAACGUUGUCUAAAUAAAUUCAUUAAAUGUAACUGAAAAAAUGUCUUUGUCAUGGAAUAACAAAAAAAUAAAUUAAAAUGGAGCCUUCCAUCAGGUAAAACACUACUCCUUUUGUCCAGAAGCACAAACUCCACAAAAAAUGAACGAUCCUUUGGGCUGCUUUCAGUCUACAUAAAUAAAUAAAAUAAAAUGAAAAUUGACUGACUCUCACAGACUGGGGACCUCGCUCUCUAAACAGCUUCUUGCUCACAUUUUUCUGGUUCCAUAGUGUCCAGCAGAGUUCACUACAUUUCUUAGUUUAAUUAAUGUUAACAGUACAAACACAUACAGGAGGACACUUCUCUCUAAGCAACAUUAUACUUGAGUUUUGCAGGUUUGCAAGUUCACACUGUUUAAUGUUAUGCUGACUUUGAUGCAGGUCAGACUUUCAGUAGCAAAAUUUGUGGUGUGUUUCCACCACCCGUCUUUUUACAUAACUUACAGUGGGUGCUGGUGGUUGAAAAAACCUCUUUGAAGGGGGCGGAGGAGGCGGCAUGUCGUUGACAUGUAAUUCUGUCAGCGCUAUGCGUGUAUGUGUGUGUUCGAGUCAUUUGCCAGUCAAACGUGCGUUUGAGGGGAAAAAAAUGGACCAGCACAUGCAGCAAGUGUAAAGGGUCAAUUUAAAUCUGAACAUAAUGAAAAUAACUCACUUAGUAAUGGUAGAGUCAAUUCUAUCUUUAUAACAUAUGUGAAGACAAUCUAAAUUACCUAUUUAACUGAACUCAUUAUAAAAUGCAAAUAAGGUUGCUUAAAAACUAAACUCCUGAAAAUUUGGUAGUGUUAUGUUCCUACCUAUGCAAACCUACGCCUUUGUAUUCAUAUACAUGUGCAUUAUAAGGUGCGUUAGCAGCAGUAGCAGUAGUAGUAGUAGUGGUUGGGAUUGCGUUAUGGAUCCACUAGAUGAAGCUGCACUAAAGGGAAUAUCAUGCCAUGUUUAACCAAAAUUGAUUCAUAUACUGUAUAAGGCGCAUUGGAUUAUAUGGCGCAUUGUUGCCUUAUGAGAAAAUUAAAGGCUUUUAAGUGCACUUUAUAGUGCAGAAAAUACGGUAUUUGCCAGUUCGCUCAUUUUUUAAAUAUUUGUUCCCCCGUUGUAGUUUCUGAUAUCAUUAAAACAAAUAUAAAUGUCAGACAAAGGAAAGCCAAGUAAACAUGAACAGUUUUCAAAUGGUGUUUUUUUUUUUGUAAUUACCAUUAAAUAAAACUAUUUAUGGCUACCUGGCCCUGAGCGAAAAACAUAACUGCUCCUAAACUUUAAAAAAAAAAUAAUUGGUUGGAACACCCUCAGAAGCAACAACUGAUUUCAAGCCUCUUUAACAGUGAUUCUUAAGCUGGGUUCGGUGAGUGACUUUAAGGGGUUCGGCGAAGUUUAAGACACGUACUCGUACACUGACUAAAUAUAGGCAAAGUGGUGGUUCUAACAAGGGUUUGAACUGGUUACUGCCAAUUUACAGACCGUUGCCCAGUUGGUAGCUCGAGUUGUCCUGGGACCGAAGGGUCUAUGGUUCGAUUCCCGGGCCUUUGGACAAGGCACUGAACCCUAAUUUGACCUCAAUGAGUUGGCAGCGCCUUGCAUGGCAACAGCACCACUGGUGUGUGAAUAUGUGCAUAAAAGGGUAAAUGUGUGGUAAUGUAAAGUGCUUAGGGCAUUGCAACAAUGUAGAUAAAUGCGCUACAUAAGUACUCUGCAUUUACCAUUCCAAAGACUUUGCAAAAAAAAAAAAAAAAAAAAACGCCGAUAGGCGUAACACGAACCCAAAAUGACCACAACGGAAGCAGACUUGGAAGUGUACUUAAAACGGUAGAUAGUCUUUGGUAGAUAUCGCUUUGUGACCAUCUCUGCCUUAGGCUUGCCAGAAGUAGUCUUAAAAAGGAGAUCGUUGUAUAUAUGUUAGCUACAAACGUGAUCAUUAGUAAAGAUCGUUGAAUGAUGUUAGCAGCUAAUGGUAGCCAGUCAGACAUUCAGUGUUGUGCUUACUUCAGUUAUAAGUCUGACUUCCGUUGUAAAUCACAACUCAUCGUACUUCCAUUGUCGAUGUGGUAAUUUAGCAUUAGCGCUAUUUUUAUGCAAGGAUCUAUUGACUAAUCCGAGUAGUGAUGACCUCCAGUGGUUGCCGCCAUUACUGGGGUGUUUACACACCUCAGUUGAAGCCCAACGUCAGUCAAUGUAAACACUAAUGUUAGCUACUGUUGACUGUGUGCUGCGUGCGGUACACCUCAGCAAUGGCGGACGCGGUACUUCCGAUCAUUUCAGUCAGAUUAGUCAAUACUGAGUGAUAAUGAUAGAAGCUAACGUCAUAUAUUGAUGUCUACUGGAUGACUACUUUCGUUCAUGUUGAGGCAAUUAGCAUUAGUAUUUUUUUUUCUUUUGCAAAGUGUUUGAAAUUUCCAAAUUGCCUGAUACUUCACUGCCACCCAGGGGUUGCGUUAACCGGAUAUUUUCCGUCGUUGACCGGGUUUUUAAAACGGUGACGGAAAAAACUGAAGUCCGUCCGUCAUUUUGACAGGUUGCAAUUCACACCCCAGACCACAGGGUGGCGAGUUAGCAUAUUAAUUAGCUAUUGUCUCUCUUAAUGCAUGACGUCGUUGGCUCUUCUGUCAGAAUAUUGUAGCGUCACCGGGGUCUGGCGGCGGCACCGUGAUUGACACAUCAACGCGAGGUUCUUAUUGGUGCACCCGGUGUGCCAGCGUUACAUGACGUCACAACUCCGCCCCCCUGACUGGAGCCGCCAUAUUGUGUGUCAGCUCGUCAUGUUUACACAUUACCGCUACGUACAUGCCUCCUAUUACGGCGUGUUUUUCUGCUCGUUAAUAUUAAUAAUCAAAAUGGUGAAGGCGUGUGUGGCGGUUGGUUGCUGUAACAGAGAAGAUAGAGGGAGAGACUUGAAGUUCUACCGUAUUCUGAGAGACCCGAAGAUGAGAGCAAGAUGGACUGCUGUAAUUCGACAAGAAAUCUGGGCACCAAACGAUCACCACAGACUAUGUAGUAGUCAUUUUAUAUCUGGUAAGAUGCAUUUAAUGUAUAUUUAGAAGAUUUUGGGCUGACAACCACAAUUAAGAUCAUUGUGUAUCGUUGGUGAUUGGGGUCUAUAUCGUUGCCUCUUUUUCUUCGGGGGCGGAGUUGUUGGCGGUAAGCAGAGUAAAAAGGGAGAAAAAUACCACGACUUCCGUGUCUAAUUUUUCGCCGCCAAGCAAGCGUUACAAUAUUAAUUAAAAAUAAAUGAAAACUAAAUACUAUUGAAUAUGUCAUCAUUAUCAUUUUAAAAAUUUAAGUGACGGGUAAAAAUAGACUAUGACCGGAUUUUUAUGACCCUGUCAGUCAAAAUGACAGACAACGAAAAUGUCUAGCGCAACCUCUGCUGCCACCAUAAGAAACAGAUGGCCGAAUAUUCCCCUUUAGGAAUUUUCUGUAAAGAAGAGAAUUCAUGAUUCCAUUAUUCACAGCAAAGCUUAAGGCCCUGAAGUAGCAAAGCAACCCCUGACAAGCACAGUACUCCUGGCAUGUUUACCGCAGCUUGGUUUUAGGUCUUUUAACAAACAUAAUUUAAUCAGACAUUGAUUUACAAGGAUUUUCGGGGCGCAAUUAGAACUGCAUUUGUGUUUACUUGGAUUAACUUUGUCUAUUUUAAUUAUUUAUUUGAUGAUGUUAAACAUUUAUUAGGGAAACUACUCAGAAAAUAUCCACUUUAGACAGGAGGAAAUAAUUUUUGACAGCACUCGUCAUAGACCACCAAUAAUAAGUGCCUCAUUUCAUCAUCAUCUUGGUUAUGAGAAUGAGAAUUGGAGUCUGUAUUCAGGUUCUUUAACACUGAAUGUCCUGUCUUGUUAUUGUAUACAAUUGUAUUGUACACUGUUGUUGCCAGUAUGUGACUAAUUGAAGUCAUUGUCCCUUUUUGCUUUAUCGCCAAUGUUUUUUGGAAUCUAAGAAUUCUUGCCCACCUCAUAGUAACUCGGCCAUCCAUUGUCUUUGUUUGAAACGAAGAGUUUUAUCAUGUUGCGAUAAACUCCACAGCCAUGUUAAGUUACAUGGCUUCCAAUGGUUUGUUUCAAGACUACAGUCUGACCUUAACACAAGAACACUAUGGGGAUUUCUAACAUAAUAAAGAAGCCUUGGUUUUAGUUGCCUUAUACACACUCCUGUUUAGAUGAAACCAGGUUUUUACAAAGCACAGUCUAGACAAUCAAGGUGAGAAAGGCAACCACAGAAGAUAUGCAACAUUUUUGUUUUAUUUUGAAAAGGAUUUGACUGUAGCUCACUUGUUAGACCUUUUGAAGCCACACAAAUGUUUUGUUUCGUCUUUCUGAAAUACCUCAAUUCGUCCAACGCAUAUAGAAUAGAGUGCUGAUUUUUGACGAUUUGAUUUUUACUAACAGAGCAUGUUUUAGAUCAUAUUUGUAUGUUUUUAUAAUUUCACAUUAAGCCUCCGCACAUUUCAAGAGUAGAAAUGUGCAAUUCUAUAUGCAAUAAGUUGUGUUUUUUCUUUUUCUUUGUGAAUGACAGGCUGAAUUGGGAAUGCAGCAAUUUUAGUUACAUCCCACAUUCAAGCUUCCGUCUUCACGUUUUUAUGCGACUUUUUACAGAGUUGUAUGUAUGUGAUGAAUCUUUUAAUAAUUGCAGAUUCUUCAUGGUACCUGAAAUUACUUGAAGUGUAUGUGCCUGUAAUGAUAUGUGGAUAAAUGCCCCUUUACACUGUGAGGAAAGCAAACUGGAGCACUGAAAUUUUCUGAUUUUAUUUUUAUAUACAGUGUAUGAUUUUUGUUAAGAUUCCUUGACCCGUUAUUUAAAAACUUAAAAGCACAAUAAAGACACAAACUCAUAUUCGUCUAGUAAAUGAAAAAAAAAGAGUGAAGAAUAUACGGUCCAAUAUCGCUACAUGAUUCUCAAUUACAGUGGUAUGAUUUUCUCACAUUUCUGCAUGAAAUCACCAUCAAAUGUGAUCUGAUCUAUGUCAAAAUCACACAGAUGAAUAAACAGUGUCUGCUUUUACUAAAACCACCCAAACUUUUAUAGGUUUUCAUUUUUUAAUGAGGAUAGUAUGCAAACAGUGACAGAAAGGGGGAAAAAUAAGUAAGUGAACCAUUACAUUUAAUAUUUUGUGGCCUUUCAAUCAGAUGCUUACUGUAGCUGCACAUCAGUCCAGCACAUCGAUCAGGACUAAUCCUGGCCCAUUCUUCUCUACAAAACUGCUGUAGUUCAGUCAGAUUCCUGGGAUUUCUAUCAUGAAUCAAUGUCUUCAGGUCAUGCCACAGCAUCUCAAUGGGGUUCAAGUCUGGACUUUGACUUGGUCACUCCUGAACAUGUAUUUUGGUCUUCUGAAACCAUUCUGAAGUGGAUUUACUUCUGUGUUUCGGAUGAUUGUCUUGUUGCAGCAUCCAUCCUCUUUUUAGCUUCAACUGUCUGACAGACGGCCUCAGGUUUUCCUGCAAAACAUCCUGAUAAACUUUUGAAUUCAUUCUUCCAUUAAUGACUGCAAGUUGUCCAGGCCCUGAGGUAGCAAAACAGCCCCAAAUCAUGAUGCUCCCUCCACCAUGCUUCACAGUGGGGAUGAGUUGUUGAUGUUGGUGAGCUGUUCAAUUUUUCCUCCACACAUGAUGUCUUGUGUUACUCCCCUUUGAUUUCAUCAGUCCAGAAAAUAUUUUGCCAUUACUUUUGUGGAGUGUCCAAGUGCCUCUUUGCGAACAUUAAACGAGCAACAAUGGGUUUUUUUUUUAGACAGCAGUGGCUUCCUCCGUGGAGUCCUCCUGUGAACACCAUUCUUGGCCAUAGUUUUCCAUAUAGUUUGUGUGUGCACAGAGAUACUGGACUGUGCCAGUGAUUUAUGUAAAUCUUUAGUAGACACUCUAGGGUUCUUUUUUACCUCUCUUAGUAUUCUGCGCUGAACUCUUGGCGUUAUCUUUGGUGGACGGCCACUCCUUGGGAGAGAAGCAACAGUGCCAAAAGCCAACUUCUCUGACUGUCGAUUGAUGAACAUCCAGACUUUAAGAGAUUGUUUUGUAUCCUUUCACAGCUUUAUACAAAUCGACAAUCCUUGAUCGCAGGUCUUUAGACUGCGCUUUUGACCGAGCCAUGAUGCAUAUAAGACAAUGCUUCUCAUCAAGACAUUUCUUACCAGAUGUGUGUUUUAUAGUGGGCAGGGCAGCUUUAGACCACUCAUCAGUGAUUGGGCACACACCUGACUUAAACCGUUUGGUAAAGAUUGGUUUCAAUUGCUCUUUAAGUCUUCUCAGGCAGAGGGUUCACUUACUUCUUUUCUCCCCUUUUGUCAUUGUUUCCAUGCAAUCCACAUUAAAAUAUGAAGACCUAUAAAUGAUAUUAAAAAAAAACUGUGUCUGCUUUAACUAAAACCAACCAAGGUUUUAGUUAAAGCAGACACUGUUUUUUCAUCUGUGUGAUUCUGACAAAGAUCAGAUCACAUUUGAUGGGGAUUUUAUGCAGAAUUGUGCGAAAUUCCUAACAGUUCAGAUGUUUUUUCAUACCACUGUAUAAACUUGCAGUUGCAGUACGAUUCAAAUUUUACAAUACAUUUACAGGCUGGACUGCACAAAUAACCCACUUUGUGCAAGAAAAGCAUGGCACUUAGUAAUUUCUGCCUUAAAUAAAUAUUGUUCGCAGCAAUAUUUAUUCUCUGUGUUCCAUCCCGCAAGAGUUCUAACUUAUGCAUUCCAAAAAGAAAAAUCUUCUUGAUGUCAAGGUGAUUCCUCAGCUUUUGAUGUGCCUUUAUUUUUUUUGUAACAUCUCAUUUGUUGUGUAUAUGAGAUAUUGCCAUGAAUGAUUUUUAAGAUUUGAAAAAUACUCCAAAUGGGCGUGACGGAAAAAUGGUGUACCUCUUGAUUCAAUUGUUAUUUUGUUUCAAAUACUUUGGAUGUAUGUAAGAAUAGAUGUUUGAGUUUUAUUUACUUGAAUUGAGAUAUUAAAGUGAUUUUAAAGUCC
Molecule: messenger RNA, 14125 nt
Organism: Corythoichthys intestinalis (scribbled pipefish)
Lineage: Eukaryota; Metazoa; Chordata; Actinopteri; Syngnathiformes; Syngnathidae
Gene: slc5a6a
Product: solute carrier family 5 member 6a
Exons: 17
Coding region: 724-2751 (675 amino acids)
Biological process (GO): sodium ion transport; biotin transport; pantothenate transmembrane transport
Cellular component (GO): membrane
Molecular function (GO): sodium-dependent multivitamin transmembrane transporter activity
Source: RefSeq, a predicted model, not a curated record